AUGAGCUUUUUGCAAAAUUUACUUAAAUUGAGCGUCACCCGCCUGGCGAACAGAGAAAAGGUUGAACUGAGCUCGUUUAUUGGAGAAAAACCGACCGUUUUCUUCUUCAUUCGACGCUUCGGAUGUCCGCUUUGCCGAUAUCAAGUGAAGGACUACAGUCGAAUUUACGAGUCUGUUACGAAAGUUGCGAACUUCGUUGUGAUAUCUCCGGAAUUCCUCGGCCACGAAGAAUUCACUUCGAAUGGUUACUGGCCAGGAGAAGUUUUUAUUGACGAAAAGAAGGAGUGCUACUCGACAAUUGGUUUCAAGCGCUACAAUCCUAUCAAUGUUAUGGGCGUCUUCUUUGACAAACAAGUAAAAGAAAUGAACGCAAAAGCCGAAGCUCAAGGCAUCACCGGAAACUUCGCUGGAGACAAGCUCGCUACAGGAGGAGUCAUCAUCGUCGACAAAGAAGGAAAAAACGUGCUCAUGGAGUUCAAGCAAAAAUCAGCAGGGGACCAUUGCGAGCCGCAGAAAAUCCUCGACGCCUUGAAAAUCGACGAAACAGUCGAAGAUGGCGAGGGCUCUGGAACUUGCGGAACAGAAGCUUGCGGACUUUGA
Oikopleura dioica is the source of this 600-nucleotide messenger RNA. The record is from the annotation of a GenBank genome assembly. Lineage: Eukaryota; Metazoa; Chordata; Appendicularia; Copelata; Oikopleuridae.